Molecule: messenger RNA, 12680 nt
Organism: Coregonus sp. 'balchen'
Lineage: Eukaryota; Metazoa; Chordata; Actinopteri; Salmoniformes; Salmonidae
Source: the annotation of a GenBank genome assembly
GGCGGAGGAUGAUGAAGCAGAAGGGGGCGGAGAGAAGCGGAGGAAGAGGAUGACCAAUCAUGGCUUCCUCACAAGGAGGAGAGGUCGUCCCAGCCUGAGCUCCCGACUAGCACGGAGGGUGACCCAGCUGAAGCAGAAGGUUGUGGCCCAGAGAAGUGCACCGUCAGGGGGCAUGCAUUGCCGUAGACGGGACCCUAGACCUGGAGUCCAUGCAAACUGCAGAGAGAGUGACACAGGUAAAACACACACACACAGGCAUGCACACACACAAACACACACACGCACGUAAACCUUGUACCACAUACACUCCCUGACACUAACACACCCAUCUCUCCAUGUUCACCCAGCAGCCAAUACAUCCAGUACCCAGCAGGACUGGGCGCCCAAUCAGGGGGUGAGGAGGAGGAGGAGAGGUCGGCCAAAGGUCAAACUCUGCGGACCUUCGACCAGAGUCCUCCGCAGAGGAGGCGGGGCCUCUGUGGAGCAGGAAAUGAACGAGGGGAAGAGCAACAGUGAGAGCUCAGGCCAGGGUAAGAUACGUCUCAGUGGGAUGUUUCCCAGCUGUGUGUGUGUGUGUGUUAGAGAGUGAGAUGUCUCCCAGCUGUGUGUGUGUGUGUGUUAGAGAGUGAGAUGUCUUCCAUCACGGUGGCCUCCUCUCACUUCCCGGCUCGUCUGUCACACCAUUAAAACCGUUAACGGCUGCCCACUGGCAUGCGGCCCCCAAAACCACGCCGUAACGUGAACCCCAAUAUCGCCUCUUUUAGAAUGUCACACCCCUGUUGCCCCUCCUGCACCCCCUCAACCCAACCAGUAGAGACGCAAUGUCCCCCCUUCCCCAAUAAUCUCAAAUUAAAAUUUCAUAGAAAUGAAGUCAAUAACUUAUUGAAGUGGCCCUAUUGUGUAGGUCCUGUGUGUGUGUGUGUGUGUGUGUGUGUGUGUGAGAGAGAGUGUUGACGAGAACGCUGUGUAAAUGACAAGUGUGUCAGCGAUGUCUCGACACCCGACACGACCCCUGUAGUCAGCCACAUACAGCUGCCAAUAAAGAUCUGAUCUGUGUUUGUGUGUGAGUUUGUGUGUGUGUGUGCGUGCUUUCAUGCGUGUGUGCGUGAUUGAGUGUGUGUGCAUGCAUUUGUGUGUGUGUGGUGCUGAUGUUUGUCUGUGCAUGAGAAAGACAGGACCAUUGGGUUUCCUUGACCACAGUUAUUGAAAAGGCCAUGCAUUUCUGGAUGGCCAACUGACCAUAGGAGUGUGUUUUACAGUAUAUAUAUGUACUGUUUGUGUAGUGUCUUCACUGCCUAUCUGUGCUGUGUGAGUUUGUUGCCUAAAGGCUAAAGGCCACUGAGUUAUUUUACGAUAUAGCUGCUCUACACUGUCAUCCAAUGGAGCCUGAGAUUGAGAUGGUCGUGUCACAACUGAUCUCAAGACAAUUUCUAAUGGAUGUUAUUGAUCACUUGAUCCCACAGAGGAGGAAGAGGAGAUGCACUACGACAGCAACGAAGGAACCAAUGACGUGAAUACAAUGACACCAUCUUCCAAAGACACGCCAACAGACUCUGCUGCGAUUGGCCCAGCUGCUAAGCUUCAAGACAAUCAGAAAGCCAGGAGCAAGGAGGAGAGGCAAGGUGAUGAUGUGAGCAUGCCCAGUGUGGCGCUGAGGAGGAGAGGAGCCCCCUGCAGGCCGGGCCCUGUUACUGCAGAUGGGAGAUGCCCAGAGCUCCAGGAGCCACAGGGGGCUAGGAGAGAACCUGUACCCAGCUGGAGGGUCUCGUUAGUGGGCAACAGUCUCCAGGACAGCAGGGGGAUCCAGGGACCUGUGGUGGAGGCCAAGAGGAAGAGCUCAGGACAACAAAGCAUUCUGGGAAAGGUGAGGGGGGGAAUGGGAGGACCUGUGGGGGGGGGGGGGGGGGGGGGGGGGGGGUUCAGUCUCUAGGUUAAUCAAAAACAGCUUCCUCUGUUAAAAUCUCCCUCAACUACUUGAGACAGUUAAGAUGCACGUGUUACGGUGUCUCCCUAGCUACAUGGUGAUCAUGAUCAUUGUCUAUAAUGCUAACCUGUCCUGUGUGGUUGUUUCGAUCCCCGGGACCACCCAUACACAAAAAUGUAUGCACGCAUGACUGUAAGUCGCUUUGGAUAAAAGCGUCUGCUAAAUGGCAUAUUAUUAUUAUUAUUAUUCCAGAGGAGAGACUGCUGGCUGGAGACUGAGACCCAGAGAGAGGACACCACCAGGGGCAGGAGGAACAAGAAGAAGCAGGUGAGGAUGGGGGUCAGAAUGGGCAUGGUGGAGGGGGGAAGGAGGGAUAGGUGCAAACAGAAAGAGGCAGUGUGGAACAGGAAAUGGCAGUUGGUGGAGAGGUAGAAUCCUGAGUAGAAAGAACAGGUAGAGUACAGUAGAAGAGAGAGGUAGAGGAAUGAGGAGUUGGAGUGACUAAAGGGCAUUCAGAUCCGUGACAGUUGGAAAAGUGAUGAUGUUAGGCAGCUGGAAGAAUGAGGAGAAGCUACAGUGGGGAAAAAAAGUAUUUAGUCAGCCACCAAUUGUGCAAGUUCUCCCACUUAAAAAGAUGAGAGAGGCCUGUAAUUUUCAUCAUAGGUACACGUCAACUAUGACAGACAAAAUGAGAAAAAAUCACAUUGUAGGAUUUUUAAUGAAUUUAUUUGCAAAUUAUGGUGGAAAAUAAGUAUUUGGUCAAUAACAAAAGUUUCUCAAUACUUUGUUAUAUACCCUUUGUUGGCAAUGACACAGGUCAAACGUUUUCUGUAUGUCUUCACAAGGUUUUCACACACUGUUGCUGGUAUUUUGGCCCAUUCCUCCAUGCAGAUCUCCUCUAGAGCAGUGAUGUUUUGGGGCUGUCGCUGGGCAACACGGACUUUCAACUCCCUCCAAAGAUUUUCUAUGGGGUUGAGAUCUGGAGACUGGCUAGGCCACUCCAGGACCUUGAAAUGCUUCUUACGAAGCCACUCCUUCGUUGCCCGGGCGGUGUGUUUGGGAUCAUUGUCAUGCUGAAAGACCCAGCCACGUUUCAUCUUCAAUGCCCUUGCUGAUGGAAGGAGGUUUUCACUCAAAAUCUCACGAUACAUGGCCCCAUUCAUUCUUUCCUUUACACGGAUCAGUCGUCCUGGUCCCUUUGCAGAAAAACAGCCCCAAGGCAUGAUGUUUCCACCCCCAUGCUUCACAGUAGGUAUGGUGUUCUUUGGAUGCAACUCAGCAUUCUUUGUCCUCCAAACACGACGAGUUGAGUUUUUACCAAAAAGUUAUAUUUUGGUUUCAUCUGACCAUAUGACAUUCUCCCAAUCCUCUUCUGGAUCAUCCAAAUGCACUCUAGCAAACUUCAGACGGGCCUGGACAUGUACUGGCUUAAGCAGGGGGACACGUCUGGCACUGCAGGAUUUGAGUCCCUGGCGGCGUAGUGUGUUACUGAUGGUAGGCUUUGUUACUUUGGUCCCAGCUCUCUGCAGGUCAUUCACUAGGUCCCCCCGUGUGGUUCUGGGAUUUUUGCUCACCGUUCUUGUGAUCAUUUUGACCCCACGGGGUGAGAUCUUGCGUGGAGCCCCAGAUCGAGGGAGAUUAUCAGUGGUCUUGUAUGUCUUCCAUUUCCUAAUAAUUGCUCCCACAGUUGAUUUCUUCAAACCAAGCUGCUUACCUAUUGCAGAUUCAGUCUUCCCAGCCUGGUGCAGGUCUACAAUUUUGUUUCUGGUGUCCUUUGACAGCUCUUUGGUCUUGGCCAUAGUGGAGUUUGGAGUGUGACUGUUUGAGGUUGUGGACUGGUGUCUUUUCUACUGAUAACAAGUUCAAACAGGUGCCAUUAAUACAGGUAACGAGUGGAGGACAGAGGAGUCUCUUAAAGAAGAAGUUACAGGUCUGUGAGAGCCAGAAAUCUUGCUUGUUUGUAGGUGACCAAAUACUUAUUUUCCACCAUAUAAUUUGCAAAUAAAUUCAUUAAAAAUCCUACAAUGUGAUUUUCUGGAUUAUUUUUCUCAAUUUGUCUGUCAUAGUUGACGUGUACCUAUGAUGAAAAUUACAGGCCUCUCUCAUCUUUUUAAGUGGGAGAACCUGCACAAUUGGUGGCUGACUAAAUACUUUUUUUCCCCACUGUAUAUAUAACCUAACUGGAAAGGUAAUAGAAAUGUGCUUUUGGCGAGAUUCCUUGCCAGCACCCAUAAAAGUCUGAAGCUAUGGCGUGACCUAUCUUAUCAAAGGGUUUAUUAGCUAACUCUGCAUGGGCGGAUCAGUUUAAAACAACCGUGAUCAGCUGGUGAGAUAUACGGCCGUUGAAUAAGGCUGAUAGCAUGUGUGAGUUGCCUAAACAACAGUCUAAUGUGUUCUGGUGAGAACAGCCCUGAGGUGGGACUACAUUUACAUUACAUUUACGUCAUUUAGCAGACGCUCUUAUACAGAGCGACUUACAAAUAGGUGCAUUCACCUUAUAGCCAGUGGGAUCACCACUUUACAAUGUUUUUUUUUGUUUUUUUGUUUUUGGGUUGGGGUUUGGGUUGGGGUAAGGGGGGGGGGGGGGGGGGGGGUAGAAGGAUUACUUUAUCCUAUCCCAGGUAUUCCUUAAAGAGGUGGGGUUUCAAAUGUCUCCGGAAGGUGGUGUGUGACUCCGCUGUCCUGGCGUCGUGAGGGAGCUUGUUCCACCAUUGGGGUGCCAGAACAGCGAACAGUUUUGACUGGGCUGAGCGGGAACUAUGCUUCCGCAGAGGUAGGGGAGCCAGCAGGCCAGAGGUGGAUGAACGCAAUGCCCUCGUUUGGGUGUAGGGACUGAUCAGAGCCUGAAGGUACGGAGUGCCGUUCCCCUCACAGCUUCGUAGGCAAGCACCAUGGUCUUGUAGCAGAACACCAGUCUAAUGUGUUCUGGUGAGAACAGCCCUGAGGUGGGACUAAACACCAGUCUAAUGUGUUCUGGUGAUAACAGCCCUGAGGUGGGGCUAAACACCAGUCUAAUGGGUUCUGGGUUGAGAACAGCCCCUGAGGUGUGGACUAAACACCAGUCUAGUGUGUUCUGGUGAGAACAGCCCUGAGGUGGGACUAAACACCAGUCUAAUGUGUUCUGGGUGAGAACACCCUGAGGUGGGACUAAACACCAGUCUAAUGUGUUCUGGUGAGAAACAGCCCUGAGGUGGGACUAAACACCAGUCUAAUGUGUUCUGGUGAGAACCGCCCCGAGGGGGGAUAAAAAUCAGUCAGGUUUGGGGAUAACACCCUGGGUUUUAUAAAACCAGUCAAUGUGUUCUGGUGGAAAAACCCCCAGGGGGGACCAAAAAAAACCGUCUAGUGGGUUUUUGGUGAGAAAGCCCGAGGUGGGACUAAACACCAUCUAGUUGUUUUGCGGAAAGCCCUUUGGGGGAUAAAAAACCCCGCUAAAGGGUUUGGUGAGAACAGCCCGAGGUGGGACAAACACCAGUCUAGUGUGUUGUGGUGAGAACAACCCUGAGGUGGGACUAAACACCAGUCUAUUUGGUGUUCUGGUGAGAACACCCCUGAGGUGGGACUAAACACCAGUCUAAUGUGUUUGGUGAGAACAGCCCUGAGGUGGGAAAAAUUUUUUUUUAAAAACACCCCAAAAGGGUUUCUAAAAAAAUUGGUGUUUUCCCUGGGGAAAAAAAAGGGGGAAACCCGGGGGGGCCCCCGGGGGGGGGGGAAAAAAGGUGGGGAAAAAAAAAACCCAGUCUUGUUUUUGGGGGGGAAAAAGCCCUGGGGUGGGACUAAACACCAGCAAAUGUGUUUGUUAUUACAGCACUAAACACCAGAGUGGUUCUGGUGAGAACCCCCUGAGGGGGAUAAACCCAGUCUAGUGGUUUGGUAAAAAACCCCUGGGGGGGCUAAAACCAGUCUUGUUUUUGGGUGGAACAGCCUGAGGUGGGACAACCCCAGCUGGGUUUUUUGGGUGGAACACCGGGUGGGACUAAACCCCGUCUAGUGGUUUUGGGAAAAAACCCUGGGUGGGUAAACCCCAGUUUAUGGUUCUGGUGGAACACCCCGGGGUGGGAAAAACACCAGUUAUGUGUUUGGUGAGAACAGCCUGGGGUGGGACAAAACCCAGUCUUGUUUUGUGGGAAACAGCCUGGGGGGUAAACCCCAGCUAGUGUUUUUGGUGAAACAGCCCGGGUGGGAAAACCCCAGUCUAAGUGUUUUGGUGAAAAACCCCCCUGAGGGGGGGACCUAAACACCAGUCUAGUGUGUUGUGGUGAGAACAGCCCUGAGGUGGGACUAAACACCAGUCUAAUGUGUUCUGGUGAGAACAGCCCUGAGGUGGGGCUAAACACCAGUCUAAUGUGUUCUGGUGAGAACAGCCCUGAGGUGAGACUAAACACCAGUCUAUUGUGUUCUGGUGAGAACAGCUCUGAGGUGGGCCUAGACACCAGUCUAGUGUGUUCUGGUGAGAACAGCCCUGAGGUGGGACUACACACCAGUCUAAUGUGUUCUGGUGAGAACAGCCCUGAGGUGGGACUAAACACCAGUCUAGUGUGUUCUGGUGAGAACAGCCCUGAGGUGGGACUAAACACCAGUCUAAUGUGUUCUGGUGAGAACAGCCCUGAGGUGGGACUAAACACCAGUCUAAUGUGUUCUGGUGAGAACAGCCCUGAGGUGAGACAAAACACCAGUCUAGUGUGUUGUGGUGAGAACAGCCCUGAGGUGGGAUUUAAACACCAGUCUAAUGUGAAAUGCUUACUUACAGCACUAAACACCAGUCUAGUGUGUUCUGGUGAGAACAGCCCUGAGGUGGGACUAAACACCAGUCUAGUGUGUUCUGGUGAGAACAGCCCUGAGGUGGGCCUAAACACCAGUCUAGUGUGUUCUGGUGAGAACAGCCCUGAGGUGGGACUAGACACCAGUCUAGUGUGUUCUGGUGAGAACAGCCCUGAGGUGGGACUAAACACCAGUCUAGUGUGUUCUGGUGAGAACAGCCCUGAGGUGGGGCUAAACACCAGUCUAAUGUGUUCUGGUGAGAACAGCCCUAAGGUGGGACUAAACACCAGUCUAGUGUGUUCUGGUGAGAACAGCCCUGAGGUGGGACUAAACACCAGUCUAGUGUGUUCUGGUGAGAACAGCCCUGAGGUGGGACUAAACACCAGUCUAGUGUGUUCUGGUGAGAACAGCCCUGAGGUGGGGCUAAACACCAGUCUAAUGUGUUCUGGUGAGAACAGCCCUAAGGUGGGACUAAACACCAGUCUAGUGUGUUCUGGUGAGAACAGCCCUGAGGUGGGACUAAACACCAGUCUAGUGUGUUCUGGUGAGAACAGCCCUGAGGUGGGACUAAACACCAGUCUAGUGUGUUCUGGUGAGAACAGCCCUGAGGUGGGGCUAAACACCAGUCUAAUGUGUUCUGGUGAGAACAGCCCUGAGGUGGGGCUAAACACCAGUCUAGUGUGUUCUGGUGAGAACAGUCCUGAGGUGGGACUUAACACCAGUCUAGUGUGUUCCGGUGAGAACAGCCCUGAGGUGGAACUAAACACCAGUCUAAUGUGUUCUGGUGAUAACAGCCCUGAGGUGGGACUAAACACCAGUCUAAUGUGUUCUGGUGAGAACAGCCCUGAGGUGGGCCUAAACACCAGUCUAGUGUGUUCUGGUGAGAACAGCCCUGAGGUGGGACUAAACACCAGUCUAGGGUGUUCUGGUGAGAACAGCCCUGAGGUGGGACUAAACACCAGUCUAGUGUGUUCUGGUGAGAACAGCCCUGAGCUGGGACUAAACACCAGUCUAGUGUGUUCUAGUGAGAACAGCCCUGAGGUGGGACUAAACACCAGUCUAGUGUGUUCUGGUGAGAACAGCCCUGUGGUGGGACUAAACACAGAACAAAAACACAAAUCUAUACACACACACACUUACUAAACAAACACACGCACGCACACACCCAGAGAGGUGAGUAAUCUUCCAUACCCUCUGGUGACGAAACCUCUGUCACUGUAAUAUAUGGUCCCUUCAUGUGGAACACUCCCAUACACACACACUCUUUGGAAAGCCCAGAUACAGGCAGAAACCUGUCGAACAGGCUGAUUUUGCAGCUCCAUCAUCAGUCAUCAUUCAUCAUUAGGAAACCAGCUCAAACCAGAAUGGGACAGGAUCUGUUUGUGUGUGCGCUUUUUGAGGUCGGUUCAGUUUCAGUUAAAUUAUUUUAAAAAUAUAUAAUUUUUAAAAACAUUAAAUGCACUAUGCAUUAUGUGGGUUGAAUGCAGUAACAACACAGAAUACAACAAUUAAUAAAAGUUCCAUGAUGGUAGUGACUUCCCAUGACUGAUUAUCACUUAUUAACUAUUGUCAAGUACGUUAAGGAACGGGACGGACCAAGGUGCAGUGUGAACGGCGAACAUGUUUAUUAACUAAUAAACACGAGAAACAGUAACCAAAACAACAAACUUAACCGUGACGGUCCAAAGGCUAACACACAAACCUAAACAUGAACAUAACCAAAUCCCACAACGCAGGCAGGAAAACUGGCUGCCUAAGUAUGAUCCCCAAUCAUAGACAACGAGCGACAGCUGCCUCUGAUUGGGAACCACACCCGGCCAAACAUAACCUAGAACAUAACCUAGAAUAUAUUCACACCCUGACCAAACUAGCUAGAGUUCUAUAGGCCAGGGCGUGACAACCAUCAUUUAUUCACAUUACUUUACUUUAAUAAAAUAUAUCAGUUGUUGUCUAUAUUACGUUUGUUUUAUUUGAUGACUUUAUUAUUUUACUCCAAGUCAUCAUCUCAUCUCUAUAGAGCUGCUGCCUAUGCUGUCUGACAAAAUCACUAUUUUAGUAGUGCUUCAAAGUAAAUAUAACUGUUGAAUACCAACUAUCAAUCACUUAGAUCAUGUAUUUUCAGGUAGAGAUAGCUCGCGAAGCAACAGCUGCUCUCUAUAUCAGCUCACAUCACUCAUUCUUCUGUAGCAGGCGUAAAAGAAACACAGACCGGAGUAGAAGCACAAUGGAUUAUGGUCAUUGUAGUUAAUUACCACGUUUUCUGCGCAAAACUAUGUAGAAUAUUGGCCUGUUGGAAACUACAACUCCCUAGUACAUCGCACAGUUCAGGCUGGAUCUGAUUUAUCUCUAGAGAAACUGUGCAAUGUGCGCAUUUAGCAACAACAACAAAAACUACAUAUGAAAUUACAUUAAAAUAAUUGAACCUGCGUUGGGCAAUUAGUUGUAAAAAAAACACAAAAAAAGAAAAUGUCGGUUAAUCGCUCAGCACUAGUGUCUGUGUGUGUGCGUGCGUGCAUGUGUGCGUCGGUGAAGAGGUGUUUGUGUGUGUUGAAAGAAAGGGGUAGUUCUGACAGCGGUGUUACAGGGUGUGCAGGCUUUUGUUCUAGGCCUGCACUAGAUUCAUAAUUAGUGCUGCAAUGGAACAAAAGCAUGCACACCCUGUAGCUGUCCAGGACCUGGGAGGGUGACCACUAGUUUAGGAGUUUAAAUAGAUAUAUAUUCUAAUGAUGUCAUUUUCUGUUUCCUGUUGCAGGCUAAGGGGUGUGCAGUGAGCCGUCUUCUGGAGAGCUUUGCGGCUGAUGAAGGAUUCCGAUUGGACGAGGAGAGCAGCUUCUCAGAGGGAGAGGAGGAAGACAUGGAGCAUACACCUCACACACACAGAGAACCAGGUGAGAAUACACACACCACAGACUCACAGACUCACAGACUCACAGGGUUGCAUGACAGGCUAAAUUUUCAUAUUCUCUCUCUCUCCUUCUCCCUCCCUCUCUCUCUCUGCAGCACUGCUUAACUGUGUGCUGAGCAGGGAGAUGCUGGUGGAUGGUCUGAAGGUGUUGAUAUCGAAGGAGGAUGAGCUGCUGUAUGCUGCCCGACUACACACUCUGGACCUGCCUGACAUGUAAGGCACUGACACUUACUCACACCUAUUCAUAUGGCCUACUUAAUCACAGAGAGACAUUUGGCAAAUCUGACCAUAACUCUAUCCUCCUGAUUCCUGCUUAUAAGCAAAAACUGAAGCAGGAAGCACCAGUGAUUCGGCUAAUAAAAAAGUGGUCAGAUGACGCAGAUGCUAAGCUACAGGACUGUUUUGCUAGCACAGACUGGAACAUGUUCCGGGAUUCUUCAGACAGCAUUGAGGAGUACACCACAUCAGUCACUGGCUUCAUCAAUAAGUGCAUCGAUGAUGUCGUCCCCACAGUGACCGUACGUACAUACCCCAACCAGAAGCCAUGGAUUACAGGAAACAUCCGCACUGAGCUAAAGGGUAGAGCUGCCGCUUUCAAGGAACGGGACUCUAACCCGGACGCUUAUAAGAAAUCCCGCUAUGACCUCCGACGAACCAUCAAACAGGCAAAGAGUCAAUACAGGUCUAAGAUUGAAUCAUACUACACUGGCUCUGACGCUCGUCGGAUGUGGCAGGGCUUGAAAACUAUUACAGACUACAAAGGGAAGCACAGCCGCGAGCUGCCCAGUGACACAAGCCUACCAGACGAGCUAAACCACUUCUAUGCUCGCUUCGAGGCAAGCAACACUGAAGCAUGCAUGAGAGCACCAGCUGUUCCGGACGACUAUGUGAUCACGCUCUCCGUAGCCGAUGUGAGUAAGACUUUUAAGCAGGUCAACAUUCACAAGGCCGCAGGGCCAGACGGAUUACCAGGACGUGUACUCCGAGCAUGUGCUGACCAACUGGCAAGUGUCUUCACUGACAUUUUCAACAUGUCCCUGACUGAGUCUGUAAUACCAACAUGUUUCAAGCAGACCACCAUAGUCCCCGUGCCCAAGAACGCUAAGAUAACCUGCCUAAAUGACUACCGACCCGUGGCACUGACGUCUGUAGCCAUGAAGUGCUUUGAAAGACUGGUCAUGGCUCACAUCAACAGCAUAAUCCCAGAAACCCUAGACCCACUCCAAUUUGCAUACCGCCCCAACAGAUCCACAGAUGAUGCAAUCUCUAUCGCACUCCACACUGCCCUUUCCCACCUGGACAAGAGGAACACCUACGUGAGAAUGCUAUUCAUUGACUACAGCUCAGCAUUCAACACCAUAGUGCCCUCAAAGCUCAUCACUAAGCUAAGGAUCCUGGGAAUAAACACCUCCCUCUGCAACUGGAUCCUGGACUUCCUGACGGGCCGCCCCCAGGUGGUAAGGGUAGGUAACAACACAUCUGCCACACUGAUCCUCAACACGGGGGCCCCUCAGGGGUGCGUGCUCAGUCCCCUCCUGUACUCUCUGUUCACCCAUGACUGCAUGGCCAGGCACGACUCCAACACCAUCAUUAAGUUUGCCGACGACACAACAGUGGUAGGCCUGAUCACCGACAACGAUGAGACAGCCUAUAGGGAGGAGGUCAGUGAUCUGGCCGUGUGGUGCCAGGACAACAACCUCUCCCUCAACGUGACCAAGACAAAGGAGAUGAUUGUGGACUACAGGAAAAAAAAGAGGACUGAGCACGCCCCCAUUCUCAUCGACGGGGCUGUAGUGGAACAGGUUGAGAGCUUCAAGUUCCUUGGUGUCCACAUCACCAACGAACUAUCAUGGUCCAAACACACCAAGACAGUCGUGAAGAGGGCACGACAAAGCCUAUUCCCCCUCAGGAGACUAAAAAGAUUUGGCAUGGGUCCUCAGAUCCUCAAAAAAUUCUACAGCUGCACCAUCGAGAGCAUCCUGACUGGUUGCAUCACCGCCUGGUAUGGCAACUGCUUGGCCUCUGACCGCAAGGCACUACAGAGGGUAGUGCGUACGGCCCAGUACAUCACUGGGGCAAAGCUCCCUGCCAUCCAGGACCUCUAUACCAGGCGGUGUCAGAGGAAGGCCCUCAAAAUUGUCAAAGACUCCAGUCACCCUAGUCACAGACUGUUCUCUCUGCUACCGCACGGCAAGCGGUACCGGAGUGCCAAGUCUAGGUCCAAAAGACUUCUCAACAGCUUCUACCCCCAAGCCAUAAGACUCCUGAACAGCUAAUCAUGGCUACCCGGACUAUUUGCACUGCCCCCCCACCCCAUCCUUUUUACGCUGCUGCUACUCUGUUAAGUAUUUAUGCAUAGUCACUUUAACUCUACCCACAUGUACAUAUUACCUCAACUACCUCAACUAGCCGGUGCCCCCGCACAUUGACUAUGCAACGGUACCCCCCUGUAUAUAUAGCCUCCCUACUGUCACUUUAUUCUAUUGUAUAUAUAGCCUCCCUACUGUCACUUUAUUUUUUACUUCUGCUCUUUUUUUCUCAACACUUUUUUGUUGUUGUUUUAUUCUUACUUUUUUGUUUAAAAUAAAUGCACUGUUGGUUAAGGGCUGUAAGUAAGCAUUUCACUGUAAUGUCUGCACCUGUUGUAUUCGGCGCAUGUGACCAAUAAAAUUUGAUUUGAUUUGAUUUGAUUUGAUGCAAAGGACUGGCUGAAUGACUUGUAAUACAUUUAAUACAAUCUCUCUCUCUCUCUCUCUCCCUCCCUCCCUCCCUCCCUCCCUCCCUCCCUCUCCUAGAUUCCGUGUAGUGAUCGAGGGGGAGAGAGGGAACAGGCCUAGGAUCUACACUCUAGAACAGCUAUUACAAGAGGCGGUGUUGGACGUGCGGCCACAGACAGAGGCCAUCCUGACUGCUGGGAUGCGUGUGUGUGCCUACUGGAGCGAACGCUCCCGCUGCCUCUACCCUGGAAACGUCCGCAGAGGGGUUCCGGGCGAGGAUGAGAAGGGCAGUGUGAUGGUGGAGUUUGAUGAUGGAGAUAGAGGAAGGAUCUCCCUGCCCAACAUACGCCUGCUGCCCAGGGGGUACCAGAUA